Messenger RNA from Strigops habroptila (Kakapo), 5900 nucleotides. It is a transcript of the gene SUPT7L, whose product is annotated as SPT7 like, STAGA complex subunit gamma. The record is from RefSeq and is a predicted model, not a curated record. Gene Ontology annotation, cellular component: SAGA complex. NCBI's taxonomy places the organism in Eukaryota, Metazoa, Chordata, Aves, Psittaciformes, Psittacidae. Bases 468 to 1706 code for a protein of 412 amino acids. The transcript is spliced from 5 exons. Gene Ontology annotation, molecular function: protein heterodimerization activity; transcription coactivator activity.
CGGCUGCAGUGCUGGGGGUAGAGCGCACCUCCAGGGCGUCGCGGCACUGCCCCAGCCGCGGCCCAGGGUAGCGUGAGGGGUGAGACAAGGAGAGAGGCUGCGGUAGGGGCGGCGGGAGCGGCGGCGGCGAUGAUUUCUUCCCUCCUUCCUGCGAGAAGGAGCGCUGGUGGUGGGGGAACGGCUUCUGGUAGCGGACCGCGGCCCACUUCCGGCUCGGCGGCCAAGAGGAGCGGAAGCAGCAGCAAUGUAACUGCUGAGUGCCAGCAUUACAUCCUGGUGUGUCGUGGAAACAGGCCAGUGAGGCUCUGAGGGACAGCGUUCUUGGCAGUCGUAGUUUCCUUCAUUCAGAGUGUCACCCCAGCUCCUGUUGCUGCCCAAAGCCUAGCGCUUUCCCCUGCGAUAAAGCUCCUCUGUACCACAGUAUUUGGUAGCCUUCUCCUGGGCUCUCAUAAGUGACCUGUGUAAAAAUGCUGCGAUAUUGGGGCGAGAUUCCAGUUUCAUCUAACCAGGCCAACCGCAGCUCCUUUGACCUGCUUCAGCGUGAGUUCCGUACCGUGGAAGUCCAAGAUCCUCCGCUGCACCAGCCCUCUGCAAACAAGCCCCGUCCCACCACCAUGCUGGACAUCCCCUCGGAGCCCUGCAGCCUCACCAUUCACACCAUUCAGCUCAUCCAGCACAACAGGCGGCUGCGCAGCCUCAUCGCCAUGGCUCAGGCUCAAAACCAGCAGCAAGCGGAGGGCAUAAAAGCUGAAGACAACGAACCUCUGCCAUCUUGUCCAGCCUCUCCACCUCUCCCUGAUGACCUGCUUCCUCUGGAUAGCAAAACCCCCAAAAUGCCAUUUCAACUGAGGCACAGUGACCCAGAGAGUGAUUUCUACAGAGGAAAAGGGGAGCCAGUGACUGAGCUGAGUUGGUCCUCCUGCCGGCAGCUUCUCUACCAGUCCAUGGCCACCAUCCUGGCUCACACAGGCUUUGAGUGUGCCAAUGAGAGUGUCCUGGAGACCCUGACAGACAUUGCCCACGAGUACUGCUUGAAGUUCACCAAACUGCUGCGCUUUGCAGUGGAUCGGGAAGCCCGCCUUGGGCACACCCCUUUCCCUGAUGUCAUGGAGCAGGUCUUCCAUGAAGUGGGCAUUGGCAGUGUGCUCUCACUGCAGAAGUUCUGGCAACACCGCAUUAAAGAUUAUCACAGCUACAUGCUUCAGGUUAGCAAGCAGCUCUCUGAAGAAUAUGAGAAGAUUGUCAACCCUGAAAAGGCAGCAGAAGACGCAAAGCCUGUGAAGAUUAAGGAGGAACCUGUUAGUGAUAUUACUUUCCCCAUAAGUGAGGAGCUGGAAGGAGAUCUGGCUUCUGGUGACCAGUCUUUGCCCGUUGGAGUCCUUGGAGCUCAAAGCGAGCGCUUCUCUGCCAACUUAGAAGUAGAAGCUUCCCCACAGACUUCAGGGGCUGAGGUGAAUGCUUCCCCCCUCUGGAACCUGGCACAGGUGAAAAUGGAGCCACAGGAAAAUGAGGAGGCUAAUGUGCAUGGCCAUGGGGUCCUAGGCAGUGAUGUCUUUGAGGAACCGAUGUCAGGCAUGAGUGAAGCUGGGAUGCCACAGAGCCCCAAUGGCUCUGAGAGCAGCUACGGUUCUCAUUCUGCUGACAGUCUGAUGGGAUCCUCGCCUGUCUUCAACCAGCGCUGCAAGAAAAAGAUGAAGAAGAUGUGAAAGAAACAGUCUUUUUAUUAAGUCCUGGUGGUAUGUAAUAGACUUGAAACAAACUGAGAGAGUAUUGUGAUGGCUAUGAUUCAUAAACAGGGCUGGCCCUGAUGUGUGAGGGACCUUGCAUAAAAUUAUUAUGAGGCGUUUGACAUGUGGUGCUCUUCAGCUCCCCUCUUUGCUGGCUUCUCUACUCCAUCCUGGCUCAGAAGAUUGAAGAUCACCCUAUACAUUUGAUGGUGGCAAGGCUUGCUUUGGCAGAUUAAUCUUGAAGUUGCCAGUGGAAAGUAGCUGUGAGGAGAUGUGCUAAGUUGUAGAAUCAUUGAAUAUUUUGGGUUGAAGGGACCUCUUGACGUCUCUAGUCCAGCCCCCUGCUUGGAGCACAGAGCAGGGUAUUUCACUGGUUGGGGAAUAUCACUAAUGAUUAUAAUGGCCUAGCAAAGAUGGUGUAGAGCAGCCUCACAGUGCCAUCAGCCAGCUCCUUCAGUGCCUUCAGAUGUCUAGUUCCAUGGACUUAGGUAUGUCCAGUUGGCUUAAGUUCUUGUGAACUCUAUCUUCCUCUACAGUAGGUAAUGCUUUACUCCCACACACUCUGCUAGAAGACCGAGGGACCUGGCAGGCCUGAAGGCAGACCAAAUCAGUCAAAACAGGCAAAAAAGGUGUUGAGUACAUCAGCCUCAAAGUACAAAGAGCAUCCUUCAUCACCAGAUUGCUUGCAUUGUUGAACAGUAACCCCAUUUUCUUUAACCUUUCUUUUGCUUCCGGUGAACUUAAGAAAUCCCUUCUUCACAUUUCAUAGCAGUUUCAACUCCAGCUGAGCUUCAGCCUUUCUAAUUGUCCCUGCACACUUGGGCUGUGUCUCUAUAUCCCUGCUGGCCAGCCCAUCCUCACUUCUGCUUCUGUGUACUUUUUCCUUUGUGUUUGAGCUCAGUCAGGAGUUCCUUUGUCACCUGUGCUGGCCUUCUAUCAUGCCUGCUUUAAUUUCUGCUCAUCAGGAAGGACUGUUCUACUUUGAGAAAGCUGUCUUUCAAGAUAAGGCAGCAUGCUUGGGCCCCUUUGGGAGGUCAGGGCAGUCUCUCUUGAGAUCCUGCCAAGACAUUCCUUGAAUAAACCAAAAUAUGUUGUCCUAAAGGUUCAGGACUUUGUCUUGUACUCAUUACUGAAGAUUUUAAAUGCCACAAUUCCAUGUCUGCUGCAGCCAAGACCUUUGCAUUCUACACUAAUUCUUCCUUGUUAGAAAAAAGUCCAUCAGAGCUUCUUCCCUAAUUGAUUUAUUGAUCAUCUGGUCAGGGAAGUUGAUGUGGUUUUCUGGAGAGAAUGAAGCAGCUUUUACUAUGUGGUGUGAGGCAAUAUUGGCAAUGCAAACUUUUCCUUUGCUGUCAUUGGAUUGAGCGCAGCAACUUCAGGCUGGCUGAGGUUUCGUAUUCAAAGUUGUUAUCUUGACAACUUAGUCUGAAACAGAAUCUGUUUUGCUCCUUUCUUUUAUGGCUCAGCUGACUGAUGGCAUUUUUUUUGUUCUGCACAAUCCUCAGUUGAUUAACUUGGUCUUUAACUUGAUUCAGAGUAUAUCUCUCUCAAAAAAGCUAGAAUGAACGUGAACCAAGAAUGAACAGCCACUUAAACUGGCUUUAUACCUGUAACCCCUUAGGAGGUUUGAGGGAGAUUUACCAAACCUCCCAUUUGUCCUUACAAUUGCAAGUUUAUCUUUUGAAAGAACGAGCUCCAGGCAUAGUAUUUUUGUUUAUGUAUAGCAUGCCUAGCCUUAAUCUUUUCUCCUAACUGUAUUUCUCUUCCACUUUAUAGAGGUGGAAGCCAAACAUGAAAUUCCUCAAUGUCUUUUAAGAAUGUGUGACCACAGGCUUUUAUGGACAUUGGAGUUAAAAUUGCCCAUCACAGUUUUAAAGGUUUCUCCUGGGAGGUAAAUUCCAGCUAUCUGAAGCCUAGUCAGUAGUAGAAGAGUGUACCAGUGUAUCAGGAAAUCUUCAUUUUGAUUCCCUUUGAGUCACCAUUAGACAAGCUUCAAUGUCCCUGUUUUCUCAGCCAGUAGUAUUUGCCUCUUAGAAGUGUGUUUGAGAUUUGGUUACUCUUCAGAAAAGGCACUGUGAUCAUUCAGGGUUUUGUGAGAGUUGUGAGCUUUGCUUCCAUUUUGGUAGGACUGGCUGGCUGGAGAAUGCCUACAUGGACACUGAAAUGUUACUGACCUGUAUGAUUCUGUUUUUAAGCAAAACUGCUUGUCAUGAACAAGUGCAGCACAACUGUGCUGUUCAACUGCCCAGGUACAAGGAAGACAUUUGAAGUGAUAUCUUCUCGCUCAAUUUUAUAUGUCUAUAUCUAAAUUUGUUCCUGUUGGCCCCAUUUGCAGCUGAAGAGAAAUAGUUAUUCUUAGGUUGCAGUUCAUCUGCCUUGAAGUAUAAAGCAGGUCAGAUGAAUGGCAUUUUUAGAAAUGUAUGUUUUCCCUUUGUGUGCUCAUAAAGUGACUUCGACUUGAGUACCUCAGCUGAAGACAUCCACACCAUCACACAUCAAUAGACCCACCAUCAAUAUCUGGCUUUAGCCUUUCCUGUAUGGGAAUCAGAGGAGACUUCCUGCUGCUGGGCUGGUGCUUUUUGUUUUCUACACGUUUAGUAGAGCUUGCUGUUCAAAUGGCAGUACAGGGCUAAAAGGAGGCUGCCCAUCUGUCUAAACCAGCAGACCCAGCCUUCUCCACAACACAGAGAACAUGCUAGGCUGGGGCCUUGAAGCUCAGCCUGAUUUGGGCCUUGUGUCUUUGAUACUGUGGGAGGACAGCUGUCAUUGGCAAAACAUCUACAGAGAAAGGCCCAAACUGUUGUAGUAAAGUAUUCUUGAGGUUGGGGCACCUAUGCAAAGUCCCUUGCACUAUUCUCAGUAGCUAGAGGACAGAAUGACUGCUGCCAGCAUCACUUUUCAUUUGCAAGAUUUCAAAUGGGCUAAAAAUAUAAAUCUAAUGUUCUCCAGGGGCUUUGGUUACACCUCCUGAGUGUCAAUCUUAAGUGCUUCCUUUACACUGCUCACGUGCAGAUGUUCUGUCUUACUUUUAAUUGUGUUAUUUUAUUUUACAUCACUUUCUCACACCCAUUUCACUCUGUAGCACACACUCUGCAACAAGCCAAGAGUGUUUCAAGUAUAUUUAAACACCCUCCUUUGAUUCAGCUCUGUUGUUGCAGUGUAAGAGAGAAGUGUUUGGGGUGCAUGUUUAUGCAGAGGUGCGAAAUGCAUCAGCAUUGCUUGUACAUUUAAAAAUGAUGGCAGAGUAAAAUCUGUACCUCCCAUUCCCCCGUUAUGCUGUGUUGUGUCUGACAUUUGUGUGCUUGAUGUUUCUUUUUAUACCUGUGGAAGCUUUACCUUUUUGGUGAACCCAUCCCUCUGAACAUUUACAGUCCUUGGAUUUACAGUGGUGUUCAUCAUGUGUGAAACAGUGAAAUUUCAAACCUAGCUCACAAACUGGGAUACAGACACUAUGCUCUCUUGAUGAAUCAAAUAGAAUUUUGCUAGGUGCUUAUGCAGCCUUGGGCAACUAGUGAAGAGUUCAUUGACCAUGUAAUGCCCAAAUUUUAAGCCACAGUGAGAUUAUGCGGUGGGUUGGAAUGUAGCUCGGCUCUGGCAGUUGUGGUUUUCUGCUGGUCGCAGGUAAAGCGUUCUGCUGACCCACCUGCCUCAGUAGUCUGCAGUUUUGUUGGUUCUUUCAUCUUUUUUCCUUCUCUUUCCAAAGGUGAGAGGAUGGCAAAUUGGAAUAUUGCGUAUUGGCCAAGUCCGGAUCCAGUAGCAUUGAUGUCUUUAGUGAAUUAUUUUGCCAUGAUUGAAAUUGGUGAGAACUUUGAUAUCAAUUUGGAGAGCAAGAUCUGUGAAUUACUUGGCUUUUGAAGUGUUUUGCAUGGGAAUCAUACAGGAUCGUAGCUGAGAGCGCGCUGUGUGUCAUAUUCCUUUUUCCCUCUAGCAAUACCUUUUUAUUCCUUUUGAAGAGUUCUGCCUAGUACCCAACAAAGUCCACUAUAUAAAUGGCAGUGUAACAAUUUUAGUGUACAGCUGUACUGCAGACUGUGCUACCCAGUGAUUUAAUUCUAAGACCAUCCAUGCUAAUUUGAAUGUGCAUAAUGCUGUGCAGAAAAAAGAGCUGCUUCUUGCAUAGAAAUUUACAAUUUAAAAAGAAAACAGGAAAAUAAGAUUAGGUAGGGUAGGUGAGGC